CGGUGUGGCAGGCCGUGUUCAGGAUGUCUAUGAGUGUCAGAGGGGGUGUCAGUGAGCAAACAAACAGCAGGGUCACAAGGAAGUGCUGUUCCUUUAACAACUCACCACAGCACAGAGUUUGAUUCACUUCCCUCACUGCCCCACCCCAGAGCUCCUGUGCUGAAGUUUGACACAGACCCCUCCACCGUUACGUGCGUUAGGACAGGAUAAUCUGUUCUCAUUCCCACAGUCUGCUGGACUUUGACUGCUGAUUUUCUGUCCAUAUCAAUACCUAGUAGAGAAGAUCACUUCAGGAUGCCUCUUGGGGGUGGAAACAAAUGUGGCUGCUGCCAGAAAACAGUGUACUUUGCAGAGGAAGUGCAAUGUGAAGGGCGGAGCUUCCACAGAUCCUGCUUCCUGUGCAUGGUGUGCAGGAAAUGUCUAGACAGCACUACUGUAGCCGUCCAUGAGAAUGAGAUCUACUGCAAGGCCUGUUACGGCAAAAAGUAUGGGCCCAAAGGCUACGGCUAUGGCGCUGGCGCAGGAACUCUGAGCAUGGAUAAAGGAGAGUCACUGGGAAUUAAACCUGCGGAGCCUCAGGAACACCAGCCAACCAAUAACCCCAACGCAUCCAAGUUUGCUCAAAAGUUUGGCGGCUCUGAUAAUUGUCCUCGGUGUAGCAAGGCCGUCUACGCAGCUGAAAAAGUCAUAGGGGCAGGAAAUGCAUGGCACAGGGGUUGUUUCCGAUGUGCAAAGUGCGGCAAGGGGCUGGAAUCUACAACUUUAGCCGACAAGGAUGGUGAAAUCUACUGCAAAGGUUGCUAUGCCAAAAACUUUGGACCAAAGGGCUUUGGAUACGGUCAAGGUGCUGGAGCGCUGUCACACACUAAAUAGAUCAGCGUGACACCAAUCGUAAGCAUCUGUAGAAGCACGAGUGCAUGAGUGAGUGCAUGUCAGUGUCUUGAAAAUGGAAACCGGUGUCAGUCAAGAAGGAAACCAGAGUCCAGAUGCUUCUGCCUAAUUCUUAAAGGAGACACGUUCCACAUUUCAACACAUUCCACAAGACAUCAUGUCAUUGUCUUAAACCCAUAAACAUGUCUUCUUAACUCUUGAACAUUGCCAAAUGCUUGGAAGAACGUCAAGUAUGUAAACAAAAUUUGGGAUUAGACUUAAUCUGCUCACCUAUGAUGAUCACUUGGGUUUGUCAAGAUUUAGUGGAACCUGAGCUGUGCUGUCAGUAUUCCUGUGCUUAGAUGUACUGUCUGUUCUCUAGUGGAUCUGCAUGAGUUCACUAGUUUACCACAUGAUUGUUUGAGCUUUAAUCACAGUAAAGAACGUUUUCUUCAGCUCUAUUUAAAGCAUGAAUGCAUCACAAGUACUCCCUGGCUUAAGAUGCACUAAAUUUAUUUCACUAUCAAUGGAAAAAUAUCCCACAUAUGCAUUCUGCACGUAAUUUAAGAAGAUGUUAUAGAAGUAAAUGUACAAAUAUGCACAGUUUUGGUGUCUUUUUUUUAGUUGUGUCCAUUAAACUGAAUAGCUGGUGAAUGUAAAUGUUUGUAAGAUAUAUUUUAUGUAAAAUGAAUGUGCCUUGCAAGUAAGCAGCGUUAGUUUCAGUGUAUAUUUCUAGUAGAUGGAAUAUGGUGUCACACAUUCAAACAAAACAAAUGAACAGAUGUGCACUGGUUUUAAGGCUUU
This is a messenger RNA of Sinocyclocheilus rhinocerous, 1674 nucleotides long. Its product is annotated as cysteine and glycine-rich protein 1-like. Lineage: Eukaryota; Metazoa; Chordata; Actinopteri; Cypriniformes; Cyprinidae. Gene Ontology annotation, biological process: sarcomere organization; muscle tissue development. The coding region runs from base 295 to 873 and encodes 192 amino acids. The transcript has 6 exons. Gene Ontology annotation, molecular function: structural constituent of muscle; actinin binding. Gene Ontology annotation, cellular component: cytoplasm; nucleus; Z disc. The record is from RefSeq and is a predicted model, not a curated record.